Messenger RNA from Prorocentrum cordatum, 680 nucleotides. The record is from the annotation of a GenBank genome assembly. Lineage: Eukaryota; Dinophyceae; Prorocentrales; Prorocentraceae.
AUGGUCGGGCUUGAGGCAGAGCCUGGGGACAUGCUGGAGUUUUCGAUUCAGGACAUCGCCGAUUGCUUUUACCAGUUCAAGGUCCCGGACUACAUGGUGCCGCGGUUCGGGGCGAGGCCCGCCAGGGCCGGCGAGGUGGGGGCCAAGACCGUGCAGGGCGAGCCGGUGCUCGCAGGCGCCUGGGUCUACCCAUGUCUGCGGGUGCUGCCCAUGGGUUUCUCGUGGGCCAUGAGAUGGACGCAGCAGGCGCAUCGAGAGCUGCUGCGGCGGGCAGGGCUUGGAGGCAUCGAGAGCGAGCUGGUGGGCCGCCAGGUGCCCCCGACGACCUCGGCUACGCCUGUUUCCCGCAUCGUGUACGUGGGCAAUGAGGUUUUCGUCUCGUCUCGACCAGGUGCCUCUGCCGACGCCAGGCAGCAGGCGGCCAAGAAGAUGUCCAGCGUCGGGCUGCCGCUGCACGAGGUGGAGGAGGGCGAGCAUGUCGUCGAAGCGCUGGGCCUGGAGCUGGACGGCAUCAAGCUCCGGCAGGAGCUGCAGAAUGCCAUGCGCAUCAUGCCGCUGCUCGCGGUGCAAUUCGAUAUGCCGCGGUCUGGGUUGGUCACCUGCUCCGACGCUACGCUGAGGGGCUACGCCGUGCAGGAGGCGGACUUCCCGGUGUCUGAGGUAAAGCAAGUGGGGCGCUG